Molecule: messenger RNA, 201 nt
Organism: Dibothriocephalus latus
Lineage: Eukaryota; Metazoa; Platyhelminthes; Cestoda; Diphyllobothriidea; Diphyllobothriidae
Source: the annotation of a GenBank genome assembly
UCAGUGAAGCCGAGGCCGAUAGCUUUCCUCUUCUACGCAUACCUUCCGGAUUCCACUAGAGGCAUGUUGCAGUCCUUCACUCACGGCAAUGAACUGAAGCGCCUCCGUGGUAAGUCUUCAAUCCUCCCCCCCCCCUCGUUCGAACAUCCCUCUCUUUCCGUCUUCAUAAAAAUGGAAUACAUCAUCAUCAUCAUCCGUUGA